Messenger RNA from Papilio machaon (common yellow swallowtail), 1030 nucleotides. RefSeq names its product ras-related protein Rab-30 (gene Rab30). The transcript has 4 exons. Bases 270 to 878 code for a protein of 202 amino acids. Gene Ontology annotation, molecular function: GTP binding; GTPase activity. Lineage: Eukaryota; Metazoa; Arthropoda; Insecta; Lepidoptera; Papilionidae. Gene Ontology annotation, cellular component: trans-Golgi network. The record is from RefSeq and is a predicted model, not a curated record.
UUCACUCUCACAAAAAAAGUACAACUCUCAUCAUUGAUCAUUGAAUUGAAUCAUUGUUUUGUACAAAUCGUAAUAUGAAAUCUUGAUUUUGGAUUAAUCUUAUCAAUAAUGUGCAUUUGAUCGUAAAGUAAUCGUAGCGAUAAAAGAAUAUCAGCCUCAUAUCGUAUUGUAAUGACUGUCAAUUCAGUAAAGCGUGACAGUGAACGGGAGAAAUAAUUUAUUGUAAUUCCUUUUAGCUAGUUUCCGACAAAUGUAAUUUGGUGCUCGUUAUGGAGGAUUAUAAAUUUCUAUUUAAAGUUGUAUUAGUUGGUAAUGCGGGUGUUGGCAAGACAUGUUUAGUACGUCGUUUUACGCAGGGGCUAUUUCCCCCUGGGCAAGGUGCAACGAUCGGAGUGGAUUUUAUGAUUAAAACUGUGGAGGUGGAUGGCGAGAAAGUGAAGCUACAAAUAUGGGACACUGCGGGCCAGGAGAGGUUUCGAUCUAUAACUCAAAGCUACUACAGGUCGGCACAUGCACUGAUCUUAGUUUACGACAUAUCUUGCCAGCCAACCUUCGACUGCUUGCCUGACUGGCUGCGGGAGAUUGAAGAGUAUGCAAAUAAUAAGGUGCUAAGGAUAUUAGUUGGUAAUAAAACCGACAGAGAAGACAGGGAGAUACCCAGGCAUAUAGGAGAGGACUUUGCACAGAGACAUGGGAUGUAUUUCCUGGAGACUUCAGCUAAAGAGGCUGAAAAUGUGGAGCGGUUGUUCAUGGAAAUUGCUGUUGAAUUGAUGGAGCAAGCGAAAUGCAAGGAGCUGCCCAAAUACGACGGUAGUUUAGGUCCCAUAAAUGGAAAGACAACAUCAGUCGGCGACAGUUCCUGUUGUCUCCGCUCUUAAACUUACGAAUUUAUCUCAUUGAUAUUAUUAGUGUUGUAAUAGCGUUUUUAUAAAGAGACUGUUUUAUCGAUAUUUAAAAUCGAUUCGAAUUUAAAUUCGCAUCAUCAAAAAAGUAAUAUUUUCUAAAUAAUUUUUAUUGAGACAUUAAAAUU